Messenger RNA from Megalops cyprinoides (Indo-Pacific tarpon), 1022 nucleotides. RefSeq names its product transmembrane protein 45A-like. Bases 181 to 1008 code for a protein of 275 amino acids. NCBI's taxonomy places the organism in Eukaryota, Metazoa, Chordata, Actinopteri, Elopiformes, Megalopidae. The transcript is spliced from 6 exons. The record is from RefSeq and is a predicted model, not a curated record.
UGCACCGCUUUUCCCCUUUAUGCCUCGCUCAGAGGGGAGACUUUCAGUGGUUUUAAUUAAAUUUUAACAACAGAUUGGAUAAGUAAGGAUUCCCACUGCGGAUUCAGUUGUGUCUGGAAUGUGGAUUUGAAUAUCUAACAUUUGCACCGCCAAGACUGUUGUCAAGGGGCAGGGAGGAUCAUGGGUAAUUUUAAGGGCCAUGCCCUUCCUGGCACCUUGUUCCUGAUCGUGGGGCUUUGGUGGGCAGGGAAGUUCUCUCUCUGGUAUGCCACCCGUAGAAACAAAGGUGCAGGGCGCUUGACCAGCAGGGCUGCACAGCGCCGCCUGGAGGUUAUCGAGGGCUCUGUCAUUUUGUCCUUCUCUAUGAUUGGCAUGCUGGCAGAGCAGUUUGCGGUUGGUGGACCCCGGCUGCAUCUCUACGACUACGCCAGCCAGCACUGGGAUCAGCUGAUGAACUGGCAGCAUGCCACCAUGUACCUGUUCUUCGGGCUGGCGGGGGCCGUGUCGCUGACCGUCCACGCCACGGAGGCUGCCCCCCUUGCCCUGGACCGCAUGAUGCUGGGCAUUGCCUUUUUUACUGAGGGGUUCCUGUUCUUAUACCACCUGCACGGUCGGACCAUGCUGGAUGUGCACGUUCACCAGCUGCUUCUGUAUGCCAUCUUCGGAGGGGCGCUGACUGCCUUCCUGGAGGUCUUUCACCGGGGGAACGUGCUGCUGGAGUUACUGAGAGCCACACUGUGUUUGCUGCAAGGGAGCUGGUUCUGGCAGAUUGGCUUCGUGCUCUACCCCCCGAGUGGACCGGCAGAGUGGGACCAGAAGGACCACAACAAUAUGAUGUUCAUCACCAUGUGCUACUGCUGGCACUUUGCCUUUGCUCUGCUCACUGUCACUGUUGUGUACUGCACUGUCAGCUGGGUUGUACGGUCCAAGCUGAGAAGAACUCCCCCAAUGGAAAUGGGCCUUUUAAAAACCACAGACAAGGAGCAGGAGUCAGAGGAUGAGAUCUAGUGCCCAUACACCCC